AUGUGCCCAGAGCUGAAGGGAUGCCAUGAGCUGAACAGCCUGCAAAAGACCCUGUGAUUGACUUUAAAAAGAAAGACCCCCAAACCUGAGAGACAGCAAGAACCAGGCACUUUACAGGAGCCUUUUUAUUUGCUUGCUUUAAAAAUCAAGAUUUUAAGUAAUCAGUAAUUCUCAUUUUUCAGAGAGAUUAUAAUUGUUCUAAUACUCAGCAUUGGAUCAAUUUGCUAAUUUGCUGUCUGCACUUUGUAUUUUAGCACAUUAGAGGAUUAUGUGAGCUGCAAGUGAGCAGGCUGCUUUUAUACUGAUUAUUUUCAUCUGUGGGUUUAUUUAGAUAACAAAAGGACAAUAUUUGAGUUACUUUAAGAGUUGUUUGAGCGUUGAAGCUGCUUUUCUAAUGGCCAUGGCUGUCCCUGAACCUGUUGCCACCCGGAGGUUGGCACUGGACUGUCGUACCCUGCUGGAUCACCGCCCGAGUCGUGGGGUGUGUGGUUGUUGUGGAGCGCUGAGGCCACGCUACAAGAGACUGGUGGACAACAUCUUCCCUGAAGACCCAGAGGAUGGGUUGGUGAAGGCCAACAUGGAGAAGCUGACUUUUUAUGCUCUGUCAGCUCCAGAGAAGUUGGAUCGUAUCGGGGCGUACCUGUCUGAGAGAUUGUCUCGUGAUGUAGCUAGACACCGUUAUGGGUAUGUGUGUAUUGCGAUGGAAGCCCUCGACCAGCUGCUAAUGGCCUGUCACUGUCAGAGUAUCAACCUGUUCGUGGAGAGUUUCCUGAAGAUGGUGCGGAAACUCCUGGAGGCUGACAAGCCCAACCUGCAAAUCCUGGGAACAAACUCGUUUGUGAAGUUUGCCAACAUUGAGGAGGACACCCCCUCAUAUCAUCGCAGUUAUGAUUUCUUCGUGUCACGGUUUAGUGAGAUGUGCCAUUCCAGCUUUGAGGACCCCGACAUCCGCACCAAAAUCCGAAUGGCUGGCAUCAAAGGUCUACAGGGAGUAGUGAGGAAGACCGUAAACGAUGAGUUGCAGGCGAACAUCUGGGACCCUCAGCACAUGGACAAGAUUGUCCCCUCACUGCUCUUCAAUCUGCAGUCUGGUGAAGGCACGGAGAGUCGUUCUCCCUCCCCACUGCAAGCAAGUAAGAAGGAGAAAGAAAGCCCAGCCGAGCUGACGGAGCGCUGCUUUCGGGAACUGCUGGGCCGUGCCGCCUAUGGCAACAUCAAGAACGCAGUCACCCCUGUGCUUAUGCAUCUUGAUAAUCACUCGCUGUGGGAAGGCAAAACAUUUGCAGUGCGCUGCUUUAAGAUCAUCAUGUACUCUAUUCAGUCCCAGCAUUCUCAUCUGGUCAUCCAGCAGCUCCUGGGCCAUUUGGAUGCCAACAGUAAGAGCUCGGCCACAGUGCGUGCUGGGAUAGUGGAGGUCCUUCUGGAGGCAGCUGCCAUCGCUGCCAGUGGCUCUGUUGGCCCCACUGUGUUGGAGGUGUUCAACACACUGCUCCGACAUCUGAGGCUCAGUGUGGACUAUGAACUCACGGGAUCUUAUGACUGCACCAACAUCGGCACCAAAAUCAUCAAGGAGCAUGAGGAGAGACAGCUACAGGAAGCCGUCAUCAGGACUAUUGGCUCAUUUGCAAACACGUUACCCACAUACCAGCGCUCUGAGGUGAUGCUCUUUAUAAUGGGGAAGAUCCCCAUUCCAGGCAUGCAUCCCACGCUGCCCUCUACAGGCUCAGGGCCUGAGGUCAAUCGAAUGAUCCAAGUCAUGUUAUUGAAGUCCUUGAGACAGGUCACAUGUGGUUUCCAGACGACCAAUAUGCUGACAGCUCUGCCAAACUCCUUUCUGGACCCACUGCUGUCAUUUGCUCUGCUAGAAGAUGCAGAAAUUCGACUGUUGGUGCUGGAAAUUCUGGUCAGCCUUAUUGAUCGCCAUGAUAACCUCCCCAAGUUUUCCACCAUCAGUAUCAUCUCUGAUAUCUCUGUGCUUAAACUCAAAGUGGACAAAUGCUCACGCCAAGACAACCUCUUCAUGAAGAAGCAUGCACAGCACCUGUAUAGACACAUCUACCUGUGCAGUAAGGAACAGAGCAGCGUGCAGCCUCACUUUGAGAAGCUCUACUCACUCCUGGCCCUCAUCAGCAUGGAGCUGGCCAAUGAAGAAGUGGUGGUGGACCUGAUCCGUGUGGCGCUCGCUCUGCAGGACUUGGCUCUGAGCUGUGAGGAGAUGUUACCGCUGUAUAACCGCUGUGCUGUUCAUGCUCUGUCCUCUGCUUACCUCAAUCUCAUCAGUCAGCUCACCACAGUGCCAGCGUUCUGCCAGCACGUUCAUGAGGUGAUUGAAAUGAGACAAAAAGAAAGUCCUUACCUGUUACCUGAGGAUGUCUUCAUUGAAACCCCAAAGAUUCCUAAGACACUGGAAAAUCUGGAAGGAGAGCUGUUGUUUCAACAGGCCAAGAUCACCGAGGUUCUCGGAGGCAGCGGCUAUAACACUGAGCGACUAGCUACACCUUAUGUCCCACAGUUCACAGAUGAGGACCGGCUGUCAAAAAGAAAGAGCAUUGGAGAAACGAUAUCUCUGCAGGUGGAGGUAGAGUCCAGAAACAGUCCCGAGAAAGAAGAGAGAACACCAGCUGAAGAAAUCACAUUUGAAACACUAAAAAACGCCAUUGUGGAUAGUGUAGGCAUGGAGGAACAGGAGAAGGAACGCAGGAGACAGGUGGUUGAGAAGUUCCAGAAGGCCCCCUUUGAGGAAAUAGCUGCCCACUGUGGUGCCAGAGCUACAAUGCUGCAGAGCAAACUUAAUCAAAUCUUUGAAAUCACGAUCAGGCCUCCUCCCAGUCCAUCUGGAACCAUCACAUCAAGUUACGGCCAAACCCAGAGUCGCUCUGUCCCCGUUUAUGAGAUGAAGUUCCCGGACUUGUGCGUUUACUAGUGCAGCUCAACUCAGGAUUCAGAAACCUUCAGUAGCAGCCAGAGGUGCAGAGAGCUGGAGGGUUUUAGAUAUUAAAUUAUAUUUUGAUGUUUUUUAAUAGAGGAAAAAUAAGAGGUCAGCCCUAUCUUAUAACCCUCACCGCUGUAUCGUCCCAUGAUCCACUGUCUACACUGUGACUGUAGACACUUCACCCAUUAAACUACUGGAAGGGUUUUGAACAUUUGGAUUCCUGAGUUGAGAGUUUCCCCUGUUUGCAAAUAUUUCCACAUAAUCUUUGAUACUCUGCGCUUCUAUGAUAAAAUCAGCGAACAUAAAUCUGUAUUUGCAGCAAAAACCUAACUCAAAAGGAGCGCAAAAAACAUUUUUAACAAGAGCAUACCUGGGUAUUUAUAUAUAUUUCACCCUUAAAAUCAAAAGAAAGAAAAAAGUUGUAUUUUGUAUAAAGAAAACUUUAGGAACUUUAGUACAAUACAGAUUUUUUUUUUUACAUUGUGACAUUAUUUUCAUGACAAUCAAGCACAUUUAAUGUGAAAAUAAAAAAUAUUUAAAUUGUAAAUAUUUUUAUACAUUAGGACUUGUUAUUAUGUCUUUAAUUAUGCUUAUUGCAAUGCAGGUUUAAUUUAAAAAGCAUUGCAUUAUAGUUAUUGUUUAUUGUAAUAUAGUAUAAUAAUAUAAUAAAAAUCAAUUUACAUUCAGUACAAUAGAAAAUACAAUAUUGAGCCUUUUGGAGGUCAAUGGAGUUUAAUUGUCAUAAAAAUAAUGUCAUAAUGUCUUGUGUUAAAUGUAUGGAAUAUAGUCAUAUUAUGGUCAUAUAUUAAUAUAUAUAUAUAUAUAUAUAUUUUUUUUUUUUUUGUGUGUGUGUGACCAUAUGUCUGUUAGAUUCACCUUUUUUCUUUUUAAAGUGAAGUGUCAUUGUUCCAUAUUGAGAAAAAGGGGAAACAGUCAUUUCAUGAUACAUUUUGACAAGUCAAACACAACAAACCUUUCUACUUAGAGAUUAAGUGCAAUCAGUAUAAAUGAGGCUCAUUUGUUGCUCUCAGAGGAUUUUUACUUGGUGCUAAUUUCUGUUUCUAGUAGUUUGAGUAUUUAGUAAAUUGAUUUUUUAUUGUUUAAGCAUUGGUAGUUUAUCGCUGUGAUCUGCAGUCUGCAGAUAUCUGGCGUUCAGAUCACUGGAAGUGAUGUCUGUCUUCUGUUUGUGUUUACAUGCACAGUUGUUUGUAAGUGGCAUUAAGGUGCUGAAGGAUCUUUUUAAUUAGCACUUUAUUUAUCUAACCAUACUCAUUUGUUUAGCAUCUCUAACCUGCUACGUUGUGGUUAUUUUUAAGUGCUUCCACACAGUCUUGUGGCAUCAGACAAUUUUUUGAUUAUUUUUUUGUAAGCUCAAGCAUAAUUUUUAUUGUGUAUAUAAAUACAUGUAAAUAAUUGUUUAUUCAUUUCAGAUUGCUCUGGUCAUAGUCUGAAUGAGAGCGUGUAUGUGUGUGUAUUUCCCCAGAAAGAACUAGCAUGAUGUCUCCAGUUAAAAAGAGUUUGUGAAACUCAUAAUGGCAGAUCUGUUUUUGUGAUUGACUGCUAGCUUCAGGGUUCAGAGACAAAUGAAGAAAACAUGACAACAUUGCCACACAUUUCACACUCCUGGACAAACUUAUUUUUGAAGUCCCAGCUAUGUUGUUUGAAUCACAUGAUGCUCUGCAAAUAUUCUAGAUCAUAGUGAGAGAUGACUACUAUUUCUGUGCUGAUCUGUAUUUUUAAGUACAGUAGAAUAUUUAAAGGAUAAUAUACAGCCAGGGUUUGUUUUGCAAUUUUGACCUUCUGGCUGUACAGUAUCCUGCUUAGUACACGGCUGCUUACCAAAUAAAUAAAUAUAUGGACAUAACACUUUCAUUUUAUGUUGUUUAUGUAGAA
Messenger RNA from Carassius carassius (crucian carp), 4825 nucleotides. It is a transcript of the gene efr3bb, whose product is annotated as EFR3 homolog Bb (S. cerevisiae). The record is from RefSeq and is a predicted model, not a curated record. Bases 395 to 2923 code for a protein of 842 amino acids. Gene Ontology annotation, cellular component: plasma membrane. The transcript is spliced from 23 exons. Gene Ontology annotation, biological process: protein localization to plasma membrane. NCBI's taxonomy places the organism in Eukaryota, Metazoa, Chordata, Actinopteri, Cypriniformes, Cyprinidae.